Molecule: messenger RNA, 2361 nt
Organism: Malus domestica (apple)
Lineage: Eukaryota; Viridiplantae; Streptophyta; Magnoliopsida; Rosales; Rosaceae
Cellular component (GO): extracellular region
Source: RefSeq, a predicted model, not a curated record
CUCAUGGUCGCUCUCUCUUGCCGCUACUUUUGGAGGCUGAGAGCUAGCAAAGCAAAACCGAACCAAAUCAAACCGUACUAACCCUACAUCGUCACGUCGCCCUUAUCAAAGAUUUAAACAACCUAGAUUUUAACCACCACCUUCUAAAAUUCCACACUCAACAACGCAAUGCCGCGAGGUCGGACCUUUGCUACCAUAAUACUCACCAUCUCUCUCCUGAUCCUCGCGGUCACGGCCAACUUGAGAGAUCACAUUCUUCAUGUCAACCAUGUUGAUGGAACAAACGCCAAUGCUAAUCCCAAUGAUAGAUCACAGGAAAUAGCCAAUGCCGCCAACCACAUUGGCAAGGCUGUCAACGACGUUGCCAACACCGCGAAUAGCCUUCUCAAUAACCUGGCCACCGCGUUGAAACCAAACACGGACAACUUCACCGAGUACCCUCGACCGGCGCUGGUCCAAGAGUUCCUCCUGGCCCAUAACGAGAUCCGAAGAGAGGAGAAGAUGAAGCCGUUGGUGUGGAACGACACGAUGGCCCAGUUGGCGGAGGACUGGGCCAUGAAGCAGGAUCAUCACGACUGUCAAAUGCAGCAUUCAUCGUAUCAAGGUAUGGGGGAGAACUUGUUCUGGGCUCACAAAGCGCAUUGGCUGCCGAGGGAGGCAGUGCAAGACUGGGGACAUGAGAAGGUGUACUACAACAAAGAAAAGCGCGAGUGCGAACCAGAUAAACCAUGCGAACAUUACACGCAGAUUAUAUGGAAAGACACUGAACAAGUAGGAUGCGCCCGACACAAAUGCUCCAAUGGAAAUUUGCUAGUUGUUUGUGAAUAUUAUCCUCCUGGAAAUUGGGUCGGUAUGGACCCCUUUAACCCAAUCCCUUUAUCUGAAUUAGCUCAUCAUAACCUGUCGAGGACGGCGCCAUCACCACCAGCAUCUUCGCCUUCUCCGCCGCCACCACCAUCAUCGCCUAAUAGUGAGGCGUCAAAUUCAGGCGGCAAACAUUUGAUGAAACGAAAGGGUAAUAAAGGUGGGGGUCAUCAUGUGCCAAGUGGACAAAAUGGACAAGGUCAAGGUCAAAAGGGUAAUCAAGCCCAAACUAAUCACAGACAAGGUCAAAAGGGAAAUCAAGGCCCAAUUAACCACGGACAAGGAAAUCAAGGCACAAGUAACCACGAACAAGGUCAAAAGGAAAAUCAAGGCCCAAGUAACUACGGAGAAAGUCAAAAGGGUAAUCAAGACUCAAGUAAUCACGGACAAGGUCAAAAGGGUAAUCAAGACUCAAGUAAUCACGGACAAGGUCAAAAGGAAAAUCAAGGCCCAAGUAACUACGGAGAAGGUCAAAAGGGAAAUCAAAGCUCAAGUAAUCACGGACAAGGUCAAAAGGAAAAUCAAGGCCCAAGUAACUACGAAGAAGGUCAAAAGGGAAAUCAAAGCUCAAGUAAUCACGGACAAGGUCAAAAGGGUAAUCAAGACUCAAGUAAUCACGGACAAGGUCAGAAGGAAAAUCAAGGCCCAAGUAACUACGGACAAGGUCAAAAGGGAAAUCAAAGCUUAAGUAAUCACGGACAAGGUCAAAAGGGUAAUCAAGACUCAAGUAAUCACGGACAAGGUCAAAAGGGUAAUCAAAUCUCAAGUAAUCACAGACAAGGUCAAAAGGGAAAUCAAAGCUCAAGUAAUCACGGACAAGGUCAAAAGGGAAAUCAAAGCUCAAGUAAUCAUAGACAAGGUCAAAAGGGUAAUCAAGACUCAAGUAAUCACGGACAAGGUCAAAAGGGUAAUCAAGACUCAAGUAAUCACAGACAAGGUCAAAAGGGUAAUCAAGACUCAAGUAAUCAUGGACAAGGUCAAAAGGAAAAUCAAAGUAACUACAGACAAGGUAAAAAGGGAAAUCAAAGCUCAAGUAAUCACGGACAAGGUCAAAAGGGUAAUCAAGACUCAAGUAAUCACGGCCAAGGUCAAAAGGAAAAGCAAGGCCCAAGUAACUACGGACAAAAUCAAAAGGGCAAUCAAGACUCAAGUAAUCACGGACAAGGUCAAAAUGGUAAUCAAGGCCCAAAUAAUCACAGACACAAUCAAGGGUCUCAUGGUGGCGGUGGCGGUCACCAUCGUCAACACUAGGGUUAGCCUAAACACCCGACCGUCACCACCUCCACUCCGAUCAUCUCAACCUUCAUGUUCUAGCUGUUGGCGUGGCAUGCCUUUUCAUACGAGCAUCUAAGACGCUUAUUUUAUGGAGCGAUUUUGGCAUUCCUCUUUGGCCAUUUGGAGUCAAAGAUGAAUAUUUUGAAAUUGUAUCUGAAAUCGUAGGAGGAGUGGAGUGCAGGCUAAACGAAGAGUGUUUAACUUACCUAUCCUACUUUAUUA